AAGAGAUGUAGUGAGCCAACUACUGCACUGGACACAACAUUUGCUGCAGUAGCACACAGCAUUUGCAGUCAAGCGAGUGGAAUAAAUGUCGGGAAUAAACAUCUAAAUACGGCGAAGCGUGAAGUGUAGCUGUGGAUGAAGAUAAGCCUGCCAUGUGUCGCCUCACUGUGGACAAUUUAUGGUGAGGAGAGAGUGUGUGUGUGUGUGUGUACGUGCUGGGAGGGAGCACGGCCAAGGGUUGAUGGCUAGCUAUAAAAAAUAGCAUGGAGGGGGGGAUGCAAGGAAAGGCUGAGAAACAAAGGAAGUGGACGAAAAGGGAGGAGUAAAUGAGAGAUAGAGAGUGGGCGGCGGAUAAAAGCAGAGCCGGCACCAUGAGCUGUGCACUUGCGAAAGCAUCUUACGACUCUUUGCCUGCCCGGCUAAGCCCCCAUCGCGCAAAAGAUCAGCACGUUUCGCGAAGACUUUCAUCUCCACGGGGCUUGGGAGCCCCUGCUUCACCUGUUUUGGCUCGUCGACUCUCGGCUUUGCCAGGGUCCUACCUGCUCCCUGCUUUCCAGGAGGCCAACAACCUUCGGCAGCAUCAGCAGCGUCAGCAUCUCUCCUUGUCGCUGGGUUCCGAAGCCUCGCUGGCGCCCCCUGUGCAUCAGGCGGGAGCUGGCCCACCAUGCUGCCGGGCGGUGGGUGUGGUGCCUCUCCUUCGCCUGGCACUGCUCAUCUUCAGCUGCUUAUUUUGGGCAGCAGGGUUGGCCAUCUUUACUUUGGGCAUCUGGGCACAGGCCUCUCUGGCUGACUACAUGCUCCUCUCUUCUAAUCGCUAUCCCAAUGCCCCACGAAUACUGCUUGCCACGGGAGCUGCUGUCACAACCUGGGGUUUCCUGGGGUGCCUGGGUGUGGCGGCCAACCUGCCCAGUGUUCUUCGUGCCUAUGGCUUCUUUCAGCUGGCCACAUUAAUGGGGGGAUUGGCUGCUGGCCUGUCAGGGCUCUUCUACAGGGAAGACAUUGCUGGAGGUUUCCGGAGCGGCCUGCAGAAGGCGGUGCUUGCUUAUGGAGAAGAUGAUGGCGUUGCAAAUGCUCUGGAUGGCCUUCAGAGGGCGCUAAAGUGUUGUGGGGCAGAGGGCUGGCGUGACUGGCUCUCUUCUGAUUGGGCAACUCAGGAUGCCCUUUCAUCAGCAGUUGAUUUGGGCAACAACACAUAUUCUGUUUCGGUGCCAGACAGCUGCUGCAUACGGCGCAAGGGCUGCCAGAACAGACCCCUGCCAGAAGGGGGCAGUGGAUCCAUCGAAGCUGUGGGCAUUCACGUGCACGGUUGCUUCAGAAAAGUCUUCAGUCUUGUCAACGAUAAUGUCUUUCACAUCGCCGCAUCUGUGCUGGGGCUUGCCUUUACCCAAGUGGCAGGUAUUGCAUUAGCAUGUCUGCUUGCUAACCGACUGUCUUCUCAACCUCGUAGACAGGUUCGCUAAAAUAUUCCCGAAAAGACCAGUCUCAAAUAAUUAUUUUUUUUUCAGUAUUCAUGUUGAAGGAUUUUUUUGUUAAGAUUUACCACAGAUAAUAUGGAAUAAAACAAGAGACUUAUGCUCUGUCUAAGAAAUGUACAAAUAUACAACAUGGACUACAGAUGCUUUAGAGGCACAGAAACAAAGGAUUCUGAAACUUGGAAACUCAUCUGUGGCAGGGGUUCACAAUGUACAAAAAACAGUUCUGUAGAUCUGCAGAUUUAUGGCUAUAGUGGAUAUUUCUCGAAAGGGAGGAACAAUAAUGACUGAAUCACGACUGUAUUGCAUAUGUGGAAUACUUUGCUAAAUUGUGUUGCAUUUUUGGUAACCAUGCAUAUCGGUAAUUCUGCUUCAUUGCAUUUGUGUACUAAUGUGUGAAAUGGUUGUUGCAUGAUUUCUUGUUUUUUGUAAUAUUAUUUUGAGGAAGUGUAGAUGUCAUGUUCAAAGUUGAAUUAGAAAAGUAUAUUGCUUUUGAAAAUAAUCUCACAAAAUACAAUGUGUGUAAACAAUUGGGGUCAAUAAGGACAUUGCACACAAAACUUGCACACAAGAAUUUGAUGUUUAUGCUUUAGCACUGGUCUCUGCAUAUAAAAAAUUACAUAUUUGCAUAAGUUCACAUGUCCCAUAUUAAUGUAUUCACAGUUUGGUAUGAAGAGCAGGAUACUACUGAAAGACAUGGGGAGGUGUUUUAGGUAGAGUUUUAGACUACACUUCUAAUCUCCUGUACUUUUUAGGUACUCUCAUGUUGAAAUCAGUUUUUUAAGGCUCCUUUGUCCUAUAGAUUACUGACGGUUCCUGUUUUACAGUAGUUAAAUGCAUGAUUUCAUGUCUCUGUUGUGCAGACAUAUUACAGAAUGAAACCGUAGUUCAUUUAGUUUAACAUGAAAUGGUUAUGAACAAAUCACCCAAGCCCUUUUAAAGACAAAAAUUGUUUGCCAAAUAGUUCUUCUGAUGGAUUAUAAAAAAAUAUGGACUGAUCACUUAGUCAGAAUGCCUGCAAUAUCAAGCAAGCUUUUUGGACAAAUGCUGUUCCAGCUUUAAUGUGGAAGUAUUUUGCUUUUGGCAGUUUGUAAGCCAUGAAUGUUAGUGGUCAUGUUAACUAAGAAAUAAAAUGGGCUAAACUCAUAACAUUCAGCUAGUAAAUUGUAAUUAAAUAUUA
This is a messenger RNA of Astyanax mexicanus (Mexican tetra), 2652 nucleotides long. Its product is annotated as tetraspanin-7-like. The record is from RefSeq and is a predicted model, not a curated record. NCBI's taxonomy places the organism in Eukaryota, Metazoa, Chordata, Actinopteri, Characiformes, Acestrorhamphidae. Bases 327 to 1460 code for a protein of 377 amino acids. Gene Ontology annotation, cellular component: membrane. The transcript has a single exon.